Messenger RNA from Archocentrus centrarchus (flier cichlid), 881 nucleotides. RefSeq names its product dolichyl-phosphate mannosyltransferase subunit 1, catalytic (gene dpm1). Lineage: Eukaryota; Metazoa; Chordata; Actinopteri; Cichliformes; Cichlidae. Gene Ontology annotation, cellular component: endoplasmic reticulum membrane. The transcript is spliced from 9 exons. Gene Ontology annotation, molecular function: dolichyl-phosphate beta-D-mannosyltransferase activity. Gene Ontology annotation, biological process: GPI anchor biosynthetic process; dolichol-linked oligosaccharide biosynthetic process; protein O-linked glycosylation via mannose. The record is from RefSeq and is a predicted model, not a curated record. The coding region runs from base 59 to 811 and encodes 250 amino acids.
UGUUGUGAGCCGUUGUAUUAAACUUGAUUCGGUGCGCCUGCAGUAGAUUAAAGUCGCCAUGGCGAGCAGGAAAACUUCGCGAUCAAACCGGGAAAACGGGGACAAAUACUCAGUACUAUUACCUACCUACAACGAGAGAGAAAACCUGCCUUUGAUAGUGUGGCUUCUGGUGAAGUAUUUCGGCGAAAGUGGUUAUAACUACGAAAUAAUUGUCAUUGACGACGGAAGCCCGGAUGGGACACUGAAGGUGGCAGAGCAGCUGCAGAAAAUUUAUGGCGAGGACAAGAUACUGCUAAGACCAAGAGCGAAAAAAUUAGGCCUCGGCACUGCCUACAUCCACGGCAUGAAGCAUGCUACUGGGAACUUCAUCAUCAUAAUGGACGCAGAUCUUUCUCAUCACCCCAAGUUCAUCCCAGAAUUUAUCAAAAAGCAGAAGGAAGGCAAUUACGACCUGGUUUCUGGUACUCGAUAUCGAGGAAACGGAGGUGUUUACGGCUGGGACUUGCGCAGGAAGCUCAUCAGUCGGGGGGCCAACUUUUUGACUCAAGUGUUGUUGAGACCCGGUGCUUCAGACCUCACAGGCAGUUUCAGGCUGUACAAGAAGAAGGUGCUGGAGAGUCUUGUUGAGCGGUGUGUGUCCAAAGGCUACGUCUUUCAGAUGGAAAUGAUCGUCCGAGCCAGACAGCUCAACUACGCAAUCGGAGAGGUUCCCAUUUCCUUUGUGGACCGAGUUUAUGGAGAGUCCAAACUGGGAGGGAACGAGAUCGUGUCAUUCGUCAAAGGACUGCUCACGCUCUUUGCCACAACAUGAUCAGUGAUUUACUCAGUUUGAACACACAGUACCAGUCAAAGGUUUGGACACGCUGGGAGAGCGUGUCCAA